Budorcas taxicolor (takin) is the source of this 753-nucleotide messenger RNA. RefSeq names its product intestine specific homeobox (gene ISX). The record is from RefSeq and is a predicted model, not a curated record. Gene Ontology annotation, molecular function: DNA-binding transcription factor activity, RNA polymerase II-specific; RNA polymerase II transcription regulatory region sequence-specific DNA binding. Gene Ontology annotation, biological process: regulation of transcription by RNA polymerase II. Lineage: Eukaryota; Metazoa; Chordata; Mammalia; Artiodactyla; Bovidae.
AUGGAGAGGAAGAGUUCGGGGUGCUAUGAGGCCCCAAAGAAGCGGGGCCUGUCCUUCUCCAUUGAGGAUAUCUUAAAGAGGCCAGCUGAGAGGAGCGAUGUGGUCAGGCCGGAAGGGACAAGUGGACAGGGAACCAGGCAGGCAACAGCUGCAGAUUUUGGGCCGGAGAGACCCCCACAGGACCAGCUCAAAGAGGGGAAGAAGGGUAAGCGGAGAAUCCGAACCACCUUCACCACAGAGCAGCUGCAGGAGCUGGAAAAGAUCUUCCACUUCACUCACUAUCCUGACGUCCACGUCCGCAACCAGCUGGCAGCCAGGAUCAACCUACCAGAAGCUCGUGUGCAGAUCUGGUUCCAGAAUCAGCGAGCCAAAUGGCGGAAGCAGGAGAAGACAAACAGCCUUGGGGCUUCGCAACUGCCAAGGGAGGCCGGCUUGGCCCCGCCCACAAACCCGGACGUGGCCGGCCCCAUGCUGCCACUCCCUGCACAGCCCAGGCUGCUUCCUCUCACCAGGUGCUGUCCACCAGCUCAAGGUCAACUGACCUCUGCCUGGCUCCCCACCCAGAUCGCCCUCCUCCCAUGCCACCCAUGGGAGACACAGCCUCUGCCAGGCCCUCUCAUCAUCCAGCAUACCUGCAUCCCUACACUCUGCUUGUUCCCACCUCCGCACCCCAGAGGAGGCAUCAUCUGUACCACCUCCAUAACAGAGACUGGACAUCCUCUUCUGAGUGGAGCCUCUCUCCUCUCCAGGUGA